This is a messenger RNA of Platichthys flesus (European flounder), 3075 nucleotides long. It is a transcript of the gene ccr8.2, whose product is annotated as cabz01093075.1. The record is from RefSeq and is a predicted model, not a curated record. Gene Ontology annotation, biological process: immune response; chemotaxis; G protein-coupled receptor signaling pathway. The transcript is spliced from 2 exons. Gene Ontology annotation, cellular component: membrane. Bases 113 to 1117 code for a protein of 334 amino acids. Gene Ontology annotation, molecular function: chemokine receptor activity. Lineage: Eukaryota; Metazoa; Chordata; Actinopteri; Pleuronectiformes; Pleuronectidae.
GAGUGCCCUCCCUGUUACUGCUUUCAGUGGCAAUGUGACUCCAACUAUAAAUCACGAAUCAAGCCCAACAUCCUACACUGAAUACUAUAACUACCUUGAGGGGGACUAUGGGAUGUGUGAGUACGGGCAUUAUGGAGCCAAAUACCUUCCUUUCCUCUACAGCAUUAUCUUCAUCCUGGGCCUUCUGGGAAACUCUCUGGUCAUCUGGGUCACCAUCUACGGGGUGCGUCUCCGCAGUAUGACCGACGUGUGCCUCCUGAACCUGGCCAUCGCUGACCUGCUGUUGGUGUGCUCUCUUCCCUUCCUCGCCCACCAAGCCCGCGACCAGUGGCUGUUCGGAGAUGCUAUGUGCAAAGUGAUCCUGGGCAUUUAUAAUAUUGUUUUUUACUGUGGGAUCUUCUUCAUCUGCCUGAUGAGCAUCGACCGGUACUUGGCCAUAGUUCACGCUGUUUACGCCAUGAGAGCACGGACACGGUCAUUCGGACUGGUCGCAGCUGCUGUUACCUGGGUGGCUGGAUUUCUGGCUUCAUUCCCUGAUCUGAUCUUUCUCAAAUUGCAAAUUGCCAACUCGACUACGUUCUGUGCUCCGGAGUAUCCCUUAACUGAGUCGAGCGACAACAGUUUCUCUUCUCUUCACUUCUGGGGGGUCUUUAGCCUUUUCAAAAAGAACAUUUUGGGUCUGCUAGUCCCAGCCCUCAUCAUGGGGUUCUGCUACUCUCAGAUUGUGUGGAGGCUGCUGCACUGCCAGUCGGCCAAGAAACAGGCCAUCCGGUUAGUCCUCGCAGUGGUGGUGGUUUUCCUCUGCUGCUGGCUCCCCUAUAACAUUGCUUUGUUCUUCAAAGCACUGGAGCUCCUGGAUCUCUACACAGAUUGUGGAAAGAGCCAAGCCAUCAGGUUGACUUUACAAGUCACAGAGGCCAUUGCCUACGCUCACAGCUGCCUCAACCCCUUCCUGUACGUGUUUGUCGGGGAGAAGUUCAGGAGGCACCUGGUGAGGCUGAUAAACACAGCUCCCUGUUGGCUGUGUCGGGUGUUCAAGGUCCACAUCCCUCGGGACAGAAGAGGAUCACUGUACUCACAAACCACCAGUGUGGACGAGAGGAGCACCGCUGUGUAAAGUCAAGUUCAGGCCACAGUGGCGCUUUGUGAAGGUCGUUUAGAUUCAGGUCAAGAAUAGGGCAAGAUUUUGGCACGUGGCGUUUGAGAUAGCCACGUGCCAAAAUAUAUAGGUCUAAAGGAAUACAAGAAAGCACAUAUGACUUUGUAUGAUUUUUAAAACUUAUCAUCAAAAUUGCGAUUUUUCAACUAUAACAAUAUCACCAUUACACCAUGUACUACGGUGGCCCUGAGAGCUACGGUGGCCCUGAGAGCUCAACGAACUUUGGCCACUUUGUAUUUGCUGUAGAUUUCUGUAAUGUGUUAUGUUGAGUUGUGAAAUUGAUGAAGAUGUUUUCUUACCUUGCUUGUGUUUUGUGAACUUGCAUGUGUUUUCUUAAGUUCUUAAGGAGCUCUCAGGGCCACCGUAAUACGCAGAUUUGACCAUUUACACGUUUCAAUAUUUCUCUACAUUCAAAUCUUGAUAUUCUUACUAUAUACACUUUUUUAUUUUUAUAUACAUUUCUCUCUUUUUUUAUAAACUCUGUGGAGUACGUUAGAUUUAAUAUGUAAUGUAAAUAGUUAAUACCUCAGCAGGGCAUAUACAGUAUGUUUCAAGCCAACAUGUGACUUGCACUUGUCCCUCUUGGCAGCUUGAGCAAAAGUCUUAAUGCAUCCUGAAGCAUAUUCAGUUUCGCAUGUCUAUAGCAGCACCACUUUAUAAAAUGGAGAACAGUAGGCUUGAAAAUAUGCUUUUCAAACAACACCUGCUUAGAACAUUUGCACGAUAUGUUUGCGAUAUUUUAAAGUGAGCUUUUUAACAGAUUGCAUCUGCACCUGCAAGUACGACGUAGUAUAUUUUUAAAAACGUCUUUUCCCUUGUACUCACAUACUAUUAGCUGAAGCCACCGUGACCUCAUUUAAUCAUGGGUGGCACAAAACAACAGCAGGAGUGUUAUAUAGAUUCUGACCAUAGCGGUUAGGUUCAGAAAAAAAAAAGAAGUUUAUUGACACCUCUGUCACACAUGCCUCCGUUUUCUUGGUAUCAAACAGUUUCACAGCACAAAAAGCUUGCUGCUGCAUCGGGAAGCUAUAUGUGCAUUGCAAGCUUCACAGCUUUCUGCAGCAAACCGUUUGCACUAAAUCCAGAAAAAACCACGACAUCAAAGGGGAAGGAUGUCACCAAGCUGCCAUUUUAACAUGUCUAGCAUUUGUGAAUCCAAGCAUUUUAUCAUAACAUUUUGAAUAUUUCUACAUUAUGCAUUUCAUAAAAUGUCAUAAUAAUGGAGGGUGAAAUUACUUUAAAUAAUAAUAUAUAUAUAUGUAUAUGUAUAUGUAUAUGUAUAUGUAUAUGUAUAUAUAUACAUAUAUAUGUGUGUAUUCUAUCCAAAUUACUAAAUAAUACUCAUUAUUUGACCAUUACUUGGCAGAUAUUUUGAAACUAUGUCACCCAAAUGAUCUAAAGCUCAAUACAAUUCCAUUAUCAGUCUUUUCUCAAAGGGUUUCUAUUAAUUCUGUACCAUAGUUAACUAAAUGUAACAUGGGUUUGUUACAUUUAAAGAAGAUAUUGAAGGGAUGACACGAUAAAACAUCAACUUAUUCCUUCCUAUUUCAGAUAUGAGUGACAAUGCGAGCACAAUACAACCGCAGCAUCCCCCGCCCCCAGCCCUAAUUUCAGAACAUCCUGUCUGUAGCCGGCUGUCAGUGAGGCGAAACGUCAACAGAGAUGCAGGAGACUCACGGCAGCACUUUCUAACCUUGAGUGUAAUAAAAACCCAGACAUGUCAAGUGGGCCGCGUGCUGGACCGUACCAGCAUGUUGCUCCUCUGAGGGUAUCAACGAUAUCAGGUUUUCAUCUUAUUCUGAAAAGCAUACUGUGAACACUUGGUUUUGGUUUUAGUCAGAGUAUAACAGCUGUAACAUGCAGCCGGAGUGUACAUACUUUUGUUAUGUUGAUUAAAUGUAUUUCCCCUUUGUCAA